CGGCGGCCAUUGCUCCAAGAUGGCGGCGGCGGCGGCGGCGGCGGCGGCGGCGGCGGAGGAGGAGAUGCUCAGCUGAGGGGCGGUUGCUAUGGUUACAAGGCCUGGACCAUCCUCCCGCAGAUAAGAUGAAAUUGUGCUCUAUUGUGCGGAAAUGGCUGAUUUGGGGUUUUCUGGUUCCUCUCGACUCAGGAGUGCAGCUCAGCUGGGCUGGAACUGCCCUCCUGGAACUCCCCCAGCCUGCAACCUAGGAGGAUGCCCCGGAGGCCCUGCUAGCCCCAGACUUCGGCCCCAUGCGGCUCACCCGCUGCCAGGCUGCCCUGGCAGCCGCCAUCACCCUCAACCUUCUGGUCCUCUUCUAUGUCUCAUGGCUGCAGCACCAGCCUAGGAACUCCAGGGCCCGGGGCCCACGCCGUGCCUCUGCUGCCGGCCCCCACGUCACCGUCCUGGUGAGGGAGUUUGAGGCAUUUGACAACGCAGUGCCUGAGCUGGUGGACUCCUUCCUGCAGCAAGACCCGGCCCAGCCCGUGGUGGUGGCAGCCGACACACUCCCCUACCCGCCCCUGGCCCUGCCCCGCAUCCCCAACGUUCGUCUAGCGUUACUGCAGCCCGCCCUGGACCGGCCAGCCUCGGCCUCGCGCCCGGAGACCUACGUGACCACCGAGUUUGUGGCCCUGGUACCUGAUGGGACGCGGGCUGAGGCACCGGGCCAGCUGGAGCGCAUGGUGGAGGCGCUCCGCGCGGGAAACGCACGCCUAGUGGCUGCCCCCGUCGCUACGGCCAACCCUGCCCGGUGCCUGGCCCUGAACGUCAGCGUGCGGGAGUGGACCGCCCGCUAUGGCGCAGCCCCCGCCGCUCCCCGCUGCGACGCCCUGGACGGAGACGCAGUGGUGCUCCUGCGUGCCCGCGACCUCUUCAACCUCUCGGCGCCCCUGGCCCGGCCGGUGGGCACCAGCCUCUUCCUGCAGACCUCCCUUCGCGGCUGGGCGGUGCAGCUGCUGGACUUGACCUUCGCAGCAGCGCACCAGACCCCGCUGGCCACGGCCCACGCGCGCUGGAAGGCGGAGCGCGAGGGGCGCACUCGGCGGGCGGCGCUGCUCCGCGCACUGGGCAUCCGCCUGGUGAGCUGGGAGGGCGGGCGGCUAGAGUGGUUUGGCUGCAACAAGGAGACCACGCGCUGUUUUGGGACCGUUGUAGGUGAUACGCCCGCUUACCUCUACGAGGACCGCUGGACGCCGCCCUGCUGCCUGCGCGCGCUGCGUGAGACCGCCCGCUACGUGGUGGGCGUGCUGGAGGCCGCGGGCGUGCGCUACUGGUUGGAGGGCGGCUCACUGCUAGGAGCUGCCCGCCACGGGGACAUCAUCCCGUGGGACUACGACGUGGACCUGGGCAUCUACUUGGAGGAUGUGGGCAACUGCGAGCAGCUGCGGGGGGCCGAGGCCGGCUCGGUGGUGGAUGAGCGCGGCUUCGUAUGGGAGAAGGCGGUUGAGGGCGACUUUUUCCGCGUGCAGUACAGCGAAAGCAACCACCUGCACGUGGACCUGUGGCCCUUCUACCCCCGCAACGGCGUCAUGACUAAGGACACCUGGCUGGACCACCGGCAGGAUGUGGAGUUCCCCGAGCACUUCCUGCAGCCGCUGGUGCCCCUGCCCUUUGCCGGCUUCGUGGCGCAGGCGCCCAACAACUACCGCCGCUUCCUGGAGCUCAAGUUCGGGCCCGGGGUCAUCGAGAACCCCCAGUAUCCCAAUCCGGCACUACUGAGUCUGACGGGAAGUGGCUGAAUCCCUGACACCCUCGCCUUUGUUUUUCCUGGGUCUGUUUGGAUGUGAAGAAGCUUGGGGUGAGGGGUGAGGGAUGAGGGGUGGAGGGGUCUGUGGCCGAGAGGGGGAGGGGGAAUCUGACCAAGAAAGAAAGGAGAGUUUGAGAGAAGGCUGACACUGGCAGGAGGAGAGCACCGGGACGAGCAUGGGAAGCGACCUCCAGAUACUCUCAAAUGGUCAUGCCCACCGGGAGCGGUGGAUAUGCAUGGGGACAUACUAGGUCGUCCCAGUCAUUGAGGGAGCCAAGGAUGCCGCGCCGUCCUGCAAGGCCGAGCACGGGCCCAGACCCAGAAAAAAUGUCCUGCCCAAGAUUCCGAGAGCCCUGCUCUCUGCGGCAGGGGAGGGGUUUUGGAAACAGAGAGAAAGAGUGCAGCCUAUGGAGCCAGAGUGGCAAGAUUCAAAUCCUGGCUCUAUAUCGCUUAUAAGUCAGGUGGGCAUGGGGGAGCGUCGCCGGUUCUCUGUGCCUCAGUUGCCUCCAGGAUGUGGGACCCUUGCCUGCAGGGGUUGCUCCCGCCACUAGAGGGCGCGCCGGUCCCGCUCCUGGUGGCUCACUGUGGCUCCCGGGUCGGCAGUACGCCCGGGGCCUUGGUUCCAUAGCCAUCUACUCUCUUGAGCCUUUGGACUUCUCUCCAAGCCCCUUUGGGAGGAGGGACAGCAGUGACCGAGACCUCACCUUCUUUCGGACUGCGACCUCCUUCCCUCCUGGAAGAGCCGUGACCUGCAUGCCGCUCUUGACGCCGUCUUGCAGAGGAGGAAAUGCUCAGAGUUCCGAGGUGCAGCUAUGGUCGAGAACCCGGUGCUGGGCCUGGAGCAGGGGCUCACGCCUGUAAUCCCAGCACUUUGGGAGGCCCAGGUGGGAGGAUAGCUUGAGCCCAGGAGUUCAAGACCAGCUUGGGCAACAUGGCCAGACCCUGUCUCUGUUUUUAAAACAGAAAAACCACCGAGCUCUGGAUCUCAGCUCUACUCAUGAUGAUUACCUCAUUUCAGCUGUCUGCACCUACUUCCCCACUUGCGCGGCAGGGUAGACAAUAACCAUAGCUCACGUUCACUGAGCACCUACUGGGUACCGGGCACCAUUCUCAGUGUUUCAGCUGGGUCAACUCAUGCAUCCCUCACCUCAGUCCUCUGAAGUCACAGCUGCUAUUACUUUCGUUAUACAGAUGAGAAAGCUGAGGCCAGAAUGGUGAAUCACUUGCUCUAGGUCAGGCAGCUUAGGAAGGGGCAGAUCAGGAGCUUGAACCCAGGUGGUCAGGCUCUGGAGCCCACAAUUGUCUUACCCACCAUGCUCCUCUCUAGUCAUGGGCCCCAAGAGGGGCUCGGAGACCCACUUAGCAGGUGAAAGCAAUGGCAGUCUUCCUUUUUUGAUUAUGCACCUAAGAGUAAAUGGUAUUUGGGCAUGUAUUCCCAAUAUGUGUAUAUUUAUUUAUAAACAUGUACAGAUACUACUAUCUGUGUGUUAGUAAUAAAGCUGAAAUUAUUCCAUUUUAAAAUUAU
Messenger RNA from Saimiri boliviensis boliviensis (Bolivian squirrel monkey), 3311 nucleotides. The record is from RefSeq and is a predicted model, not a curated record. Lineage: Eukaryota; Metazoa; Chordata; Mammalia; Primates; Cebidae.